CCGUUGACCCCUCUCCCCUCUUCCCCCCUCCCCCCGCCCCCCGCUCGCCCUCCCGCUCUCUCGCCCAUCUUCCUCCUUAACCCCCCGCAGAUUCAAUUCCUAAUUGGAUCAGACGGAAUAAUAAGAUUUGAAUUUGGAAUCGGGGCCAAUGGUGCGCGCGGCGAACACGCGGAUCUACCUUCGCGGACUGUAAGCAACGUCCGGGCUCUUCGCUAACAAUCGUCCCGGGUCCGCUUUUAAUUCAUCCGACGCGGUUCACCUCCGUGGGCCACGCGACUCUCCCGCAGGAGGAUCGCGACCCUCCGGAUAGCUCCUCCGAUCAUACCCCGCCUUUUCUAUUCCCAAUCAUCCCAUUUUUCCCCUGUAAACGUCGUUACACUCAACAGUGCACACGGACUCUGAUCCACAAGUGAAAGUGACUUAUUGCCGAGUGUUUUAACACGGACUGGACUUCCAAAGGAUUUUUCACGUCGUUCAAGUGUUUCGUCACGGUUCAGUUAACGAAGGAGACUCCUCGGAGAUUCAUUCGUCGCCAACUGACUCGAGCGGAAGCCCAGCUUUUCAUCCGGAAAGGAUAACUUCGUUGGCAGGGCUUGGUAAACAAUACACACCGAGGAUCCCGAGCCCCGCGAGUCCCCAAGACUCUCCCAUCGACUCGAGCGGAAGUAACCUCUGGAAUCGAACAACAAUGUCUUCGUAAGAGGCUCGAAAAAAGAUUUUCAUCACGCUGACCUCAACAAGGUCACACCGGCAUCAUCCUGGCUAACGAUUUGUCCGGUGGUAGCGGACCCGGUGGCGGUGUGGGCUCCGUUGGUAGCACCGUCGGCGGUGGCGGUGGCCUCUCCACGACCGCCCUCAGCCUCGACCAUCAACAAUUCAAUAUUUUUCCCGCCAUAUUCAGCAGGCAACUCAACUUUUCUGCGGCCGCCGCCAACUGCGGACAAAACAAACUUAUGGACGAACUCAGGCCCAAUCUCGGUCUACUCGGUGUUGGCCUCGUCGAAAACGAUACUUUUCACAUUAAUCAUAAUCAGGAGAAAAGAAAGUGCAGCAGUGCCAGCUCCAAUGAACAAGACUUCGGCCUCUAUGGCGUUCAUCAGGGACUCGAAUCCAGUCCGCCCACAACUGCUACGACACCCGGACGCAACAGCGUCGGAAAUGCCAGUAGCGUCGGAGCAGAGGGUGCCUUCAAGAAAUUGAAACCGGAGCCCUGCACGGCGAGUCCCCACAUUGGCCACACACCAACCACAGCUAGCUGUCCUACGCCUGCACGACGACGACACAGGACCACUUUCACCCAGGAGCAGCUGGCGGAAUUGGAAUCGGCGUUCGCGAAAUCCCAUUAUCCGGACAUAUACUGCAGAGAGGAAUUAGCGAGGAGCACCAAAUUGAACGAGGCCAGAAUCCAGGUCUGGUUCCAGAACAGAAGAGCGAAAUACAGGAAACAGGAGAAACAGUUGCAAAAGGCAUUAACCCCCAUACCGGCUUGCCAGGGCGCGAUGAUGCGAAACAUUUAUCCCGGUGCGGGCAGAGGUUACCAGCCGUAUGCGCACCCCCACAACAGCAUAAAUGGCAUCAAUCGUUAUCCUCAGAUGGGCGCUUCUUCGUACUCGAGUAUGCCACAACCGUUCUCAAUGUCACAUUCAGCGUCGAAUAUGUCCGCGGUAACGGGAAUGCGGCAAGACACAAUGGGAAUGUCAGCCGAGGACGAAUGGUACAACAAAAGUAUUUCGGCGUUGCGGAUGAACACAGCGCACCAUUCCAAUCUCGCAGCGCCGAUGCUUCAGUACCAGACAUAAUUUUAGACUUGGUCCGGGAUUCUAGAUGAAUUUGGACAAUGCUUUACAAGUGACUCGUAACAGGAUUUUAAAAUACAAGGGAAAUGGGACGAGGAGUGAAGAAGGAGAGCAAAAGCGAGUCCGCAAUGCCAGAAUACAUCGACGACACCGGACUUAGGAGGCACAAAUAACAACGCUGUGAAUCUAAAUACUCAGCGAAGUAAGGAGAAAAAACACGACGAGAAUCUACGAAAAAUGAAUUUUCGAAUGUCGUUGUGAAAUAAAACGAACUAAGUUAUGAUACGAGGAUAGAAUCAUUGACGAGACAAGCCAAAAAACGACGUUGCCGUAUUCGAUCAACUUCGAACUUCACUCAUUUGUUUUUUUGUAUUUAGCGAUAAGUUACAUAUUUUUUUUAAUCAUUAUUUUGUCUUUUUUUUCUGCAAUAUUUAUUAAUAUUAUUAAAGCGCGCCUACGCGUCCAAGAAAGUAUACAUAAACCAACGUAUAUAAAUAUUUAUAAAUAAAAAAUAAAAAAUAAGCUCUGGUGAAAAAAAAUUACAAAAAAUACAUAUUUAUAUAAAUAUAUAUAUAUGUAUAUAAUAAGAUCGCAGGAUACUUUGAUUAAUCGAGUAUUAAGAAAUUCAAGAGGGUCAACGAAUCUUCCCUCUUUUUGUGUACCAUCCUUUUCUUCGUUCCAAACCUUCGGCUUUAUUAUUUUCUUUCCUUCGAGAUACGAGAGCAACGAAACCAAAACAUAAAUAAACUCACAGCAAUCUCUCAUAGAGAUUAUUCCAUUCGAAGUAAUAAUACUGCACGUUCGGUCGAUAAACUUUUUCCGGUAUUUCUCAUCACUAAAGAUUUUCGUUUUUUUAAAUUGCACGUUUAUUUUAGCUCGUCUGAAUUGUCGUAUUUUCAACUUCGAUUCACACAGGCAUUUCAGUCGUGGCGAAAAAUGAUUUUUCAACUGUCCAGUUCUCCUUUAUCGUAUAAAUGUAAAUCGAAUGUUGAAACAUUUUUUUAGGUUAUUCACUGGGACACACGUUAUGAAAAACGUAUACCAACUGUUGGCUAAAUCUCGACCGGAGAUGAUAUUUUGUUUGCUUUUUUGUACGUCGCCUGCUGUGUACGACAUGGAAAUAAAACUGAACACGAAGGUUAUACAAAGAGGAUUAUGAAGGGGGAGGGAUAGAAGGAAAACAAAGUGAAAUGUAAAUAGGAGGCGAAAUGUGAAACGUGCAUUUUAGUCAAGAAUAAUAACAUACGCGAUUUUUCAAUGUCCUUUUAACAGUGUAAGUCCGUACCCUCGAUAAAUAUUAGACAUUCACUCUCGUGCUUCGAUUGGUGGAGAAGAAAACGAAUGAAGAGCGAGGGGGGAGAGAGAAAGAGAGAGAGAGAAUACAAAAACCAAUUUGAGGUUAUAAAAACAAUCGAAUGGAAGAGAGAAUGAGGCGUGCAUUCGAACUAAUCGACGAAUGACGGAUGUUUAAAUUAAUUUGUGAAAAAAAAUGAAAACUUUUCAUCUCUCUAAAGACAGUAACCGUCGAUUUUCUUUAUACUGGCAAUCCAAUGAAAAUCUGAUUAUUUUGCCAUCUGAAUCGGAACUGGGGAAAAAAUACAUAAAAAGUAGUUCCUUUUUCAUAAAAAAACACACAAAUAUUAAUGAUUGAAAAUAUCAUAAAUUUCAAAAGUGUGCAUGGAACGUGAUGAAUCUUCUACUCCACUGUUUAUCUCAUCGUUUUGAGCUUCACAAAUGUUGUUGACCGGUUUUUGUGUACAUACCUUAUUAUUGCUCCGGCACUCGUCAGCCGGGAAUCCAGAAAAUCUCCGUUUCAUACACGCGGCUAUUGUCUGUAUCGGUGUAAUUUUUUCGAUAACUGUGUAAUCCAAUAUAAAACGAUGCGUGAUGAAGAGAGUGAAAGGCAAGGGGGGAGGGGAGAAAGAGAGGCAGGCGGAUGAAAAUGAACGAGAAGAAAUGAAACUACCCUAAUGCAGCAUAAUUUCCAAAAAGGUGCCAAAAAGUUACUCUGCUCGUAUACAAAAGUCCGUUAAAUAAUUAUCAAAUGGGUGGAGCAGUCCGAGAGACGACUUUCGGACUGUUAAUUUUCGUACGAGUAUGUCAUUGAGAUGACUUUUUGGCGCCUAUCUGAGAUGAUAGUUACUAACCAGGGAAGACGAAACACGGACGAGGUAAAAGUUGGGUUAGAAUCAAGGGUGUUUGUUUUUUUCGGGUCAUUUUACCGCGACCGGAAAACGCUCGCAUGUUCGAACGCGGAUUGUUCCUAUAAAAAUGCAAAAAAAAAAGAAACAAACAAACAAUUUGUAACAUAUCACAAGGAUCUAAAGAAACGUACAUGAAAAAUGGCGUGAGAGAAAAUAUUCUUCGUGCUCGCAAACACAAAUGCUGUGGGAAAACAAAAUAUGAGGCAAAGUGACAAAAUCGCCGCAUAUAUAAAACACGAAGCGAAAUACACAAACAGGACACGCAGGGCUCGCUCGGGUGUGAAUAAAGAAUAAGAAUAAAAAACAAUAAGCCCGAGUUCACGUCGAAAUUAUAUGUAUAUAUACACAUAAAUAUAUGUAGAAAUAUAUUUAUGUGUACAUAUAUGCGAAGGCAUUUGAAACGAGGAUAUAUAUAUUACUAUAUGUGCUCUAAGCGAGAGUCACGUAUUGUACGUAUGUGUUGUACAUAGCCUGAAUAAAAAAAUUACGUUUAAAACUUA
Venturia canescens is the source of this 4500-nucleotide messenger RNA. RefSeq names its product homeobox protein unc-42. Bases 954 to 1799 code for a protein of 281 amino acids. Gene Ontology annotation, biological process: regulation of transcription by RNA polymerase II. The record is from RefSeq and is a predicted model, not a curated record. Gene Ontology annotation, molecular function: DNA-binding transcription factor activity, RNA polymerase II-specific; RNA polymerase II transcription regulatory region sequence-specific DNA binding. The transcript is spliced from 6 exons. Lineage: Eukaryota; Metazoa; Arthropoda; Insecta; Hymenoptera; Ichneumonidae.